Phalaenopsis equestris is the source of this 7975-nucleotide messenger RNA. Its product is annotated as extracellular matrix-binding protein ebh-like. The record is from RefSeq and is a predicted model, not a curated record. The transcript has a single exon. The coding region runs from base 416 to 7774 and encodes 2452 amino acids. NCBI's taxonomy places the organism in Eukaryota, Viridiplantae, Streptophyta, Magnoliopsida, Asparagales, Orchidaceae.
UGAAAUUCCCACUGUAGUUGCUCCUGUUGUUUCCGAUGUGCCACAAAAAGAUGAUAUUGAUUUUGGUAAUCCUACCAGCAUAGAAGUACCUGUAAAAGAUCUAGAAGUUGAAUCUGGCUCUCCUGAAGAACAAAAAUCAAAAGAGGGUACAGAAACUCUAGAGCUAAAUUCAAAUUUGAGUACAAUUGAUGUUGAAGAUGAAGUUAUUGGAUCCUCUUCCUAUGAAGUGAAGCCUUCAGACUCUGCAAAAGUGGAUGAGAAAAAGGAUGAUGGCUCGGAAGAGGAGAGAAUACAGAUUUCAGCAAAAAUUCAAAAGGAUCUUGAAGCUCAAAAUGAAGCAGCUCAAACUGAAUUUAAUGAAAAUAUUUCCCAAGGAGUUGGAGUUAAGAAUGAUGAUGAAAUUGUUGAAGGCGGAAUGGAGACAUCCACUGUCCCUGAUGAUAUUCCUUCACCUGCUAAAGUUUCUUCUGAAUUGGAAAGAGUUUCUAAGCCUGGUGUAGUGGUUGAGGAAGAAGAUACUUCUUUGGAACGUGAUAGCAUUGAUACUGCGCCGAAUGUGGCUGAAGUUUCAUGGGAAGGUGAAAAUGUUUUUCAAGAUAAAUUGAUUGGCAAGGAUAAAGUUGUAAAUGCUGAGGCUGUAGAGAGGGAUUUGGUUGAUAGAAUUACAGAUCCUACAGAAGCAGAAGUUUCUUCUGAUCAAGUAAAAUCUCCUGCAACCACAGAGAUUGUAAAUGAAGCUCUGGAAGUGACAUCCAAGGAACUCAACAAUGCUCCUGAAGCUAGUGAAGUAUUUUUCGAGGGUGAUAAAAUUCCUGCAGUUGAUGAGAAGAGUGAAAGCUUGGAAGGUGAAGCUGCAACUUCUGUGCAGGCGCCAGCAGAUGCCACAGCAGCAGAAGAACCACUUGAUCAAGUGGUUGAGGAGAAGAAUGAGAAGAGUGAAAGCUUGAAAGGUGAAGCUGCAACUUCAGUGGAGGCACCAACAGAUGUCACAGCUGCAGAAGAGCCACUUGAUCAAGUGAUUGAAGAGAAGAAUGAGAAGAGUGAAAGCUUGGAAGGCAAAGCUGCAACUUCAGUGGAGGCACCAACAGAUGCCACAGCUGCAGAAGAACCACUUGAUCCAGUGAUUGAGGAGAAGAAUGAAAAGAGUGAAGGCUUGAAAGGCGAAGAUGCAACUUCAGUGGAGGCGCCUACAGAUGCCACCGCUGCAGAAGAACCACUUGAGGAGAAGGAUGAGAAGAGUGAAAGCUUGUAUGGUGAACCUGAAACUUUAGCGGAGGCAUCAACAGAUACCGCCGCUGCAGAAGAACAACUUGAUGAAGUGGUUGAUGAGAAGGAUGAGAGGAGAAAAAGCUUGAAUGGCGAAGCUGCAACAUCAGCAGAGGCACCGACAGAUACCACCGCUGCUGAAGAACCACUUGAUCAAGUGGUUGAGGAGAAGAAUGAGAAGAGUGAAAGCUUGAAAGGCGAAGCGGCAACUUCUGCAGAGGUACCAAGAGAUACCACCACUGCAGAAGAACCACUUGAUCAAGUAGUUGAGGAGAAGAAAGAGAAGAGUGAAAGCUUGAAAGGUGAAGCUGCAACUUCAGCGGAGGCACCAAUAGAUACUACUGCUGAAAAAGAACCACUUGAUCAGGUGGUUGAGGAGAAGAAAGAGAAGAGUGAAAGCUUGGAAGUCGAAGCUGCAACUUCAGCGGAGACCCCAAUAGAUACCACUGCUGCAGAAGAACCACUUGAUCAAGUCGUCGAGGAGAAGAACGAGAAGAGUGAAAGCUUGAAAACUUCGUUGGAGGAACCAACAGAUAUCACCACUGCAGAAGAACCGCUUGAUCAACUGAUUGAGGAGAAGAAUGAUAAGAGUGAAAGCUUGAAAGGCGAAGCUGCAACUUCAGUGGUAGCACCAAGAGAUACCACUGCUGCAGAUGAACCACUUGAGCAAGUGUUUGAGGAGAACAACGAGAAGAGUGAAAGCUUGAAAGGCGAAGCUGCGACUUCAGCGGAGGCACCAAUAGAUCCCACUGCUGCAGAAGAACCACUUGAUCAAGUGGUUGAGGAGAAGAAUGAGAAGAGUGAAAGCUUGGAAGGCGAAGCUGCAACUUCAGUGGAGACACCAACUGAUACCUCUGCUGCAGAAGAACCACUUGAUCAAGUCGUCGAGGAGAAGAAUGAGAAGAGUGAAAGCUUGAAAACUUCAUCGGAGGAACCUACAGGUAUCACCACUGCAGAAGAACCACUUGAUCAACUGAUUGAGGAGAAGGAUGACAAGAGUGAAAGCUUGAAAGGUGAAGCUGCAACAUCAGCGGAGGCAUUGACAGAUACCACCGCUGCAGAAGAACUUCUUGAUCAAGUGUUUAAGGAGAAGAAUGAGAAGAGUGAAAGCUUGAAAGGUGAAGCUGCAACUUCUGCAGAGAUACCAAGAGAUACCGCCGCUGCAGAAGAACCACUUGAUCAAGUAGUUGAGGAGAAGAAAGAGAAGAGUGAAAGCUUGAAAGGCAUAGGUGCGACUUCAGUGGAGGCACCAAUAGAUACCACUGUCGCAGACGAACCACUUGAUCAAGUGGUUGAGGAGAAGAAAGAGAAGACUGAAAGCUUGGAAGGCGAAGCUGCAACUUCAGCGGAGACUCCAACAGAUACCACUGCUGCAGAAGAGCCACUUGAUCAAGUCGUUGAGGAGAAGAAUGAGAAGAGUGAAAGCUUGAAAACUUCAUUGGAAGCACCAACAGAUACCACCACUGCAGAAGAACCACUUGAUCAACUGAUUGAGGAGAAGAAUGAUAAGAAUGAAAGCUUGAAAGGCGAAGCUGCAACUUCAGUGGUGGCACCAAGAGAUACCACUGCUGCAGAAGAACCACUUGAGCAAGUGUUUGAGGAGAAGAACGAGAAGUGUGAAAGCUUGAAAGGCGAAGCUGCAACUUCAGUGGAGGCAUCAACAGAUACCACCGCUGCACCACUUGAUCAAGUGGUUGAGGAGGAGAAUGAGAAUUCAGUAAGUGACACACAAGUUUCUUCGGAGGAUAGAUUGGUUGUUAAGGAGAAAUAUUUGAACGAUGAGACCAAAGAAAUAAACUUGGAAAGCCAAGCUGAUGGUGCUCGUGAAAGCCCAAGUGUUGUGCAAAGUGAUUUUACUGAGAAAUCCGCAUCCCAAGAACCUGCCUUUUCAGAAUCCAAAACAGAAGAUUUAAAAGAUGUUGAAACCAAGCUAGCGUCUGAGAAUGACAGCAAUCCAGUGGAACCACCUUUGGUUUCUACUGAUCUUUCCAGUAUAAAGGUACCUGUGAAAGAUCUAGAAGUUGAAUCUGGCUUUCCUGAAGAACAUAAAUCAAGUGGGAGUGCAGAAACUAAAGAGCCAAGUUCAAAUGUUAGUGGCACUAAUGCUGGAGGUGAAGUUGUUGGCCCAUCUUCUGAUGAUGUGAAGCCUUCAGGAGUUGCGGAAGUGGAGACAAUGCAGACUCCAGUUGAAAUUCAUGAAGGUCUUGAAGUGAACCCUGAUUUUGCUCAAACUCGAUCUGAUGAAAUUUUUUCUGAAGGGGUUAAUGUCAAGAAGGAUGAUAAAAUUGUUGAAGGCGGCAUCGACAUAUCCGCUGUUCCUGAUGACAUUUCUCCGCUUGCUAAAGUUUCAUAUGAAGAGGAAAACACUUCUGAGCCUGGUGGUGAUAACUUUGAUACCGUGCUUAGAGUAGCUGAUGUUGCAUUUAAAGAAGGAAACAUUUUGGAAGGGGAUGAAUUAGUUGAUAAGGAAAAGGCGAAUGCUGAGGCUGUAGAGAGAGAUUUGGUUGAGACAAUCACAGACCCUGCAGAAGCUGAAGUCUCUUCUGUUCAAGUAAAAGCUCCUGAAACUAUUGAGAUUGCAAAUGAUGCUCAUGAAGUGUCAUCCAAGGAAUUCAAUAUUACUUCUGAAGCGAGUGAAGUCCCUUAUGACAGUGAUAAAAUUUCUGCAGGCGAUGAGAAGAGUGAAAGCUUGGAAGGCGAAGUUGCAACUUCAGUGGAGGCACCAAAAGAUAUCACUACCGCAGAGGAGCCACUUGAUCAAGUGGUUCAGGAGAAGAAGAGAGAGAGUUCAAUAAAUGAGACGCAAGUUCCUUCUGAGGAUAAAUUGGUCGACAGGGAAAACGAUGUGAAAGAAGAGGCCAAGGAAAUAAACUUGCAAAGCCAAGCUGAUGGCGCUGAUAAAACCCCAAGUGUUGUGCAAAGUGAUUCAUCCGAGACAUUCACAUCCCAAGAACCUGUGUUUUCAGAAUACAAAAAAGAAGAUUUGAAAGAUACUAAAGUUAAGCCAACAUCUGAUGAUGAAGGAAAACAAGAUGUGGCACUCUUGGCUUCAACUGGUGUGGAUAUUUCUGAAGAUGGAGAUAUUGUGGCUGAGACGCAGGAAGUGGAUAACCCAGAUUCCUCAAAAGACAAAGUCAAUAUCAAAUUGAACAAGUCAGAAGAUUCAAAAGAUGAAAUUCAGGUGCUAGUUCCCGACGAAAGUCAUGCUGUAGUUCUUCCUGAUGCUUCUGAAACAAUACAACAAAAUGUUGAUCCUAGUACUCUUACCAGUGAAGAGGCGCUUGUGGAAGAUCCAGAGGUUGAAUUUGGCUCUCUUGAAGAACAGAAAUCGAAAGAGAGUACAGAAACUGAAGAGCCAAUUUCAGAUGCGAGUACAAUUGAUGCUGGAGGUGAAGUUGUUGGAUUCUCAUCCUAUGAAAUCAGGCCUUCAGGAGUUGCAGAAGUGGUCGAGAAAAAGGAUGAUGGCUCGGAAGUGGAGACAAUACAGACUUCAGCCAGAAUUUAUGAGGAUUUAGAAGCUAAACCUGAUUUAGCUCAACUGCAAUCUGAUGAAAAUGUUUCCCAACUAGUUGAGGUCAAGAAGGAUGAUGAGAUUGUUGAAGGCAGCAUAGAGACAUCCACCGUUCCUGAUGAUGUUCCUCUAUUUGCUAAUGUUUCAUCUGAAGAGGUAAAAGCUUCUGAGCCUGGUGCUGUGGUUGAGGAGGAGGAAAAGACUUCUUUGAAAGGCGAUAACAUUGAUAUUGUGCCAAAAGUGGCUGAAGUUUCAUUGGAAGGCGGCAAUUUUUGUGAAGGGGAUAAAUUGGUUGACCAGGACAAAGUGGUGAAUGCUAAGGCUGUUGAAGAGAGAGAUUUGAUUAAUAAUUUUACAGAUCCUACAAAAGCAGAAGUCUCUUCUGAGCAAGUAAUAGCUCCUACAACUACUGAGAUUGUAAAUGAAGCUCUAGAAGUGACGUCUCAGGAACUCAAUAUUGUUCCUGAAGCUAGUGAAGUCUCUACUGAGGUUGGUAAAGUUUCUGUGGGUGAUGAGGAGAAGAGUGAAAACUUGAUACUUGGAGAAUCAACAUCAGCGGAGGCACCAAAAGAUAUAACUGCAGUAAAAGAAUUGCUUGAUCCAAUGUUUGAGGAGAAGAUUGAGAUUCCAGUAAGUGAUUUGGCAGCUUCGACCGAGGUUAAAUUGGUUGACCAGGAGAAAAAUGUUAUUGUAAAAGAUGACGAGGGAGACUUCAUUAAUACAUCCACAGAUGCUAUUGCAGCUGAAGCUUCUUCUGAGCAAAUAAAAUCCCCAGAGAUUGUUGAGGAGGAGAGCGAUAAGCAAGCUCUAGAAGAGACAUCAAAGGAACUCAGUAUUGCUCCUGACGCUAGUGAGGUCCCUUCUGAGGAUGAUAAAAUUUCUUCCGGUGAGGAGAAAUCUGAAAGCAUGACUGUUGAUGCUACAACUUCUGUGGAGGCACCAAAAGACAUCACCUCAGUGGAAGAGUCACUUGAUCAAGUGAUUGAUAAGAAGAAUGAGAUUUCAAUAACUGAAAAGAAAGCUCUGCCAGAGGAUAUGUUGGUUGAAAAGAAGAGAAAUCUGAAUGAAGAGGCUGUAGAGAAAGAUUUGGUUGAUACAUCCGCAGAUACUACUGCAGCUGACGUCUAUUCUGAUCAAGUAAAAGCCUCUGAAACCGCUGAGAUUAUAAAGGAGGACAGCAAUACACAAGCUUCGGAAGUGACAUCAAAGGAACUCAAUAUCGCUUCUGAAGCUAGUGAUGUCCAUUCUGAUGGUGAUGAAGUUUUUGCAAGUGAUGAAGAGAAGAGGGAAAGCUUGAAAGGUGAAGAUUCAACAUUAGUGGAGGCCCCAGAAGAUAUCAAAAUUGUAGAAGAGUCGCCUGAUCAAGUGAUCAAGCAGAAGAGCGAGAGUUCAAAAAGUGAGAUGGAAGCUCCGGACAAGGAUAAGUUGGUUGACAGGGAGAAAGAUGUGAAUUCGGAGGCUGAAAUUGCAAACUUAAUGGAUACAUCCACAGAUGAGGUGGUGGCUCCGACUGAGGAUAAAUUUGUUGACAGAGAGAAGAAUUUGUAUGUAGAGGAUGAACAGAGAGACUUAAUUGAUACAUCCAGUGAUGCUAUUGCAGCUGAAGUUUCUUCUGAACAAGUAAAAGCCCCUGAGAUUGCUGAGGAAAAGACCAAUAAACAAGCUCUAGAAGAGACAUCCAAAGAACUCAAUAUUGCUCCUGAAGAUAGUAAAGUCCCUGCCGAGGAUGAUAAACUUUCUGCAGGUGAGGAGAAGAGUGAAAUCUUAAGAGUUGAAACUGAAACUUCAGUAGAGACGCCAAAAGACAUCACCACCGUCAAAGAGUUACUUGGUCAAGUGAUUGAGAAGAAGAAGAGUGAGAGUUCAGCGAGUGAGAACAAAGCUCCACCUGAAGAUAAGUUGGUUGACAAGGAGAAAGAUGUGAAUGCAGAGGCCGAAGAGAGAGAAUUGGUUGAUACAUCCACAGAUCCUUCAGCAGCUGAAGUCGCUUCUGAUCAACUAAAUGCCUCAGAAACUGCUGAGAAUAUUAAGGAGGAUAGCAAUAAGCAAGCUUUUGAAGUGGCAUCCAAGGAACUCGAUAUCACUUCUGAAGCCAUUGAUAUCCCUUCUAAGUGUGAUGAAGUUUUCGCUGGUGAUGAAGAGAAGAGCAAAAGCUUGAAAGGUGAAAAUGCAAUAGUGGAGGCAUCAAAAGAUAUCACAAUUGCAGAAGAGUUGCCUAAUCAAGUGAUCAAGCAGACGAGCGAAAGUUCAAAAAGUGUGUUGGUUGGCAAGGAGAAAGAUGUGAAUGCAGAUGCUGAGAAGACCAACUUACAUGAUACGUCCACAGAUCCUACUGCAGCUGAAACUGCUGAAAUUACAAAGGAGCAGAGCAAUAAGCAAUCUUCAGAAGUGACAUCCAUUCCUGAAGCCUGUGAAGUUUCUUCUGAGGGUGAUAAAGUUUCUUCAGGUGAAGAGGAGAAGAUUGAAAGGUUCAAAGGUGAAGAUGCAGCUUCAUUGAAGGUACCAGAAGAUAACAUUACUCUAGAAAAGUCAAUUAAUCAAGUGAUUGAGGAGAACAACAGUGAGAGUUCAAAAAAUGAGUCAGAAGCUCCAAUUGAGACAACCAGAGAUUUAGAUACUUCUAUGCUAUUUCCUGAGGCGGCGAAAGAUAUUAUAGCAUCAGAAGAAGUUAAGGAGAAGCAAGAUGAGGCCUCCAAUGAUCUCGAUGUGGUGGGAAACAAAGCUAGCGAUUCUGAGAAUAGAAAGGAGGAAGUGUUACAGAAUACUACUGACAAACCUGAGGAAGAAAAGUUGGGAGCUGAAAAGGCAGAGAUUGAGAAAUCAAAGGAUCAAGGUUCAAUUGUUUCUUCUGAUUCUGCGGAUGCAAAACCGACCAAAGAGGUGAGUAAGCGAGAAUCAAACAUAUUCUCCAAGGUAAAGCGCUCAAUUGUGAAAGCGAAGAAAGCAAUCCUUGGGAAGCCAUCAAUUCCCAAGUCUUCAUCAGAAGCAAAAAAUUAGAACACCUAAAUUACUUAUAGAUCCUUUAAACUCGUAUGAAUUUCAUGUCCCCAUCCGUUGUGUCAUAUAUGCUGUAAAAAUCUUUGGUAUUCUCUUCUUUUGUAGGUGUGAAAUUAUUUAGGUUUGUGCAUUGUUAUUGUUGCUUCUGUUCAGUUGAUGGUAUUUCCACAUUGAUUGUUUAAUGUUAUGGCUCAACUCAGA